AUGGUCUCUGUUCUCUACAUUCCUGCUUCCUCCGUGUGUCUUCAGCUGGUCCUCAGUGCCAUGGGCACUCCUUUAUGUUUAGAUAAUUUCUAUGAGGACAGGGACUUCCAGGGCCGCUCUUAUGAGACCAGCCAGGACUGCCCUGACAUGUCCUCUGACAUGUCUCGCUGCCAGUCCUGCAGGGUGGAGAGCGGCUGCUUCAUGGCGUACGAGCGCCCCAACUUCAUGGGAAACCAGUUCUUCCUGAGGAGGGAAGAGUACUCAGACUACAUGCAUAUGGGAAUGAGUGACUCGGUCCUCUCCUGCCGUAUGAUCCCUCAGCACAGAGGAUCCUUCAGGAUGAGAGUCUACGAGAAGGAGAACUUCAGAGGUCAGAUGCACGAGAUGAUGGAGGAUUGUGAGUCCUUCCAGGACCAUUACCGCAUGGCCAACUGCGAGUCUACCCAGGUCAUGGAGGGACACUGGCUGAUGUACGAGCAGCCCCACUUCAGAGGCAGGAUGAUUUACGUGAGGCCCGGAGAGUACAGAAACCUCAGGUAGAUGGGAGAUGCAUCAUAGAAUCCUGUUAGGGUAGCCUAGUGGUUAGAGCGUUGGACUAGUAACUGGAAGGUUGCAAGUUCAAACCCCCGAGCUGAC
This is a messenger RNA of Oncorhynchus tshawytscha (Chinook salmon), 636 nucleotides long. RefSeq names its product gamma-crystallin M3-like. Lineage: Eukaryota; Metazoa; Chordata; Actinopteri; Salmoniformes; Salmonidae. Bases 1 to 540 code for a protein of 179 amino acids. Gene Ontology annotation, molecular function: structural constituent of eye lens. The record is from RefSeq and is a predicted model, not a curated record. The transcript is spliced from 3 exons. Gene Ontology annotation, biological process: visual perception; lens development in camera-type eye.